Neofelis nebulosa (Clouded leopard) is the source of this 1520-nucleotide messenger RNA. RefSeq names its product mediator complex subunit 8 (gene MED8). Lineage: Eukaryota; Metazoa; Chordata; Mammalia; Carnivora; Felidae. The record is from RefSeq and is a predicted model, not a curated record. The transcript is spliced from 9 exons. Gene Ontology annotation, cellular component: mediator complex; core mediator complex. Bases 669 to 1256 code for a protein of 195 amino acids. Gene Ontology annotation, biological process: regulation of transcription by RNA polymerase II. Gene Ontology annotation, molecular function: RNA polymerase II cis-regulatory region sequence-specific DNA binding; transcription coregulator activity.
GCCCGCAGCUGACGAGUAAGGGACCGCGGGAUGGGGGGCGCGACCGACUGGAGAGGUGGGGGUGGGGCCCGGACUGCCGAGUUGUGUGGAAAGAGGCCCCGCCGACUUGCUGGGGUGCGCGAAAGGGUCAGUCUGUAAACUGGUAAAGUUGAAAUGCGAUCCAAGGAAGAUGGCUCAAGAAGGAGGCGUGUUGCCUCAGGCCCCGGCCUAGGUCGUUGGAUGGACUCUGUUGGAUGCAGACGUAACAGGGGAUCUGGAAUUGGAGAGCGGCCCGAGAGAGGGAGGAGAAGCAGCUUGAGGCAUCAUUAGAUGCACUGCUGAGUCAAGUGGCUGAUCUGAAGAACUCACUGGGGAGUUUCAUUUACAAGUUGGAGAACGAGUAUGACCGGCUGACCUGAAACUGAAAGCAUGUCCCUCUUUCCUAACCCCACAAUCCCUGGGAGCCAGUCUGGUACCUGCCCAGUCCAGCUGUAGUGCAGCCCUCUGUUCUGGACAGCUUUGCCUUGCUCUCUGGACAGUUGAAUACUUUGAACAAGGUCUUGAAGCACGAAAAGACACCACUGUUCCGUAACCAGGUUAUCAUCCCUCUGGUGUUGUCCCCAGACCGAGAUGAGGAUCUCAUGAGUUGAGGAGCCACUCCCCAAUAGUACCAAAUAACCCUGAGGCUUAUGUCCCCAAGGCAAAGAUCUUUCUUCUCCAAGACCUAUCUUGAACAAGAGCGGCAGACUGAAGGACGAGUGCCUGUUUUCAGCCAUGAGGUGGUCCCUGACCAUCUGAGAACCAAGCCUGAUCCUGAGGUUGAAGAGCAAGAGAAGCAACUAACAACAGAUGCUGCCCGUAUUGGUGCUGAUGUGGCUCAGAAGCAGAUCCAGAGCUUGAAUAAAAUGUGCUCAAACCUCCUGGAGAAAAUCAGCAAAGAGGAGCGGGAAUCAGAGAGUGGAGGUCUUCGGCCGAACAAGCAGACCUUUAACCCUGCAGACACCAAUGCCUUAGUAGCAGCUGUGGCCUUUGGGAAGGGGCUGUCUAACUGGAGACCUUCAGGUAGCAGUGGUCCUGGCCAGCCAGGCCAGCCAGGAGCCGGCACAAUCCUUGCAGGAGCCUCAGGAUUACAGCAAGUGCAGAUGGCAGGAGCUCCAAGCCAGCAGCAGCCAAUGCUCAGUGGGGUGCAGAUGGCCCAAGCAGGUCAAACAGGAAAAAUGCCAAGUGGAAUAAAAACCAACAUCAAGUCAGCUUCAAUGCAUCCCUACCAGCGGUGAGUGUGGCUGGCAAUCCCCACUCCCAGGUGCUCUUUGCAGAGGUGGGCAGUGAAAUUGCCUUUUGCCCAAAGCAGAACUAGAUGUGUACAAUAAAAAGAAUGUGAGCUUUCAGCACCAGACAAAUCCCAGCUUCACCACUGACUGACUGUGUGACCUUGGGCAAGUGACCUAAUUUUUCUGAACCCGUUUUCUUGUUUAUAAAUGGUGAUAACCUACCUCAUAGGGUUGUUGUGAGGAUUAAAAUGAGAAAAUGAAUGUAAAACA